Molecule: messenger RNA, 4934 nt
Organism: Schistosoma rodhaini
Lineage: Eukaryota; Metazoa; Platyhelminthes; Trematoda; Strigeidida; Schistosomatidae
Source: the annotation of a GenBank genome assembly
AUACCGAGAAAAAUCUCGAACAACUCACUAAAGCUGAGUGUAUUUUAGAUUUUGUGGCUGAAGAAGUGACAAAAAGAAUGAUGUCUUCCCACAAUGCAGUUGUUUACAAUCUCCCUGAUCGCAUACACCCAAAUAAGUUGAGGGACAUCUGCCUUAAAGCAUGCGAUAUGCUGAAGGUCAACUGCCAAGUCAUCCGCCUUAGAAAAAAGUCGGAUAGAUUGACUUGCCCUCUACUAUUUAAGUUUGGCUGUUGUAACGAUGCUAAACAGUUUAUUGAUUUGAGCAAAAAUAUCAGCUCUUUAGUUCCAUACAAAAGCAUUAAAGUCACUCCUGACCUAACACCGUGUCAACGUCGUAUAAGAAGACGUGAAGCAAUAGAAUCGUAUGACAGAGUGAUAGUAAAAAACCAGCUAAAGACAGUAUGCAACAAAAUGAAUGAUAUAAAGUGCAUGGAUAACAAGCAUGAUGUUAUACCACAAACGACUGGUCCAUCCGUAGAUCUAGAUGAGUCUGCAGAUCUGAAAUCUUUGAAUAAGAUACGGUCCCCAUCUGUCACUAAAAGGCGUGACGGCAUCUCUGAUCCCGGGUGUUCGCUCAGUAUAAUACCAAAAUGUGGGCCGUGUAACGAAACACACCCAACUAAACAUAUUCAUGUAAAAUUUGGUUCCACAAGAGGAUUCGAAAGAACCUAAGUUCAUCUCACAGAGGCCAAGAAACCUUCAUCUCUGACAAAAAAGACUGGGGAGAUAAAAUCCAAAAUACGAAAUAGGGGGACACGUAAGAUUGAGGCCAACUGUUCUGUGAGUAUCCCAACAACAGUGAAUAGGUUCUAUCCGCUGAUAUCAUGUAACUUGCCAUCAACACCUCGCACAAUGGGUAGUACGCUUGAGCGUAACAAACCUUUUUACACACACACUCACAAAAACUAUCAAAAUACUGAUCACUCCACUCACCUUCUUAAGCCUAAAACCGUUAAUAAACAUGGUAACUACAGGUUCCUCAGCCCACACCCUAUGUACAUUCCCCAGAAUCACAAUUGUAAUUACUCUCAGAAUGAGAACUUUCCAGUAUCAACCCACCACAUGAAGACGGCCUCCAUAUAUAACAACAGUCGUAACCACUUCCAGUUACGAGCAUCAGACCCCCUCAUGCUCGCACUAGCGCAAAUAGUUAUAACAGAGGCUACGAGCUUAACCAUCAAAACUGUCUUGCAAAUAACAGUACACUUUACAGUCAACAUGUACCAGAUUUUUUUGGAAUAAGGCCUCUAGUUGCACCCCUGUUGAAGCAUAUAGCCCUAGUCAUUUCAAACCAAGUGCGGAACAUAAACUCGCUUCCCCCGUACAGUUUGCAUCAGAAAGUACUCCCACCCUUUCCUCCUGGAUAAACUCCCCAAGCAACUUCACUAGCUCAUUUGAUACAUGCCCCAGUAACUCUAGCUAUCAAAAUACAGAGCUAUUGAAAAACACUCAAUCCAUUACUUCAAACAUACAUCACUCACGCGAGGCUCAUGACAUCUUUAAUCGAGAUACUCUCACUCACUUUAACUUAGUAGGCCACUUGUUUAAUAUGUGUCUUAUCAACGCUAGGUCGAUCUGCAAUAAAAGGACUGAUUUAGCUCUGUUUGCUUCCAUAUAUCAACCAUCACUUAUAAUGAUAUCUGAAGCAUGGACUAACAGUAAUAUUUCCGAUCUAAGUAUAUCUCUUGAUAACUACCUCCUAUAUAGAUGCGAUAGAUUGAAAGGACGAGGCGGAGGGUGCCUUAUUUAUGCUCACUCUAGCUUAAACUCACUACUAAGCGAUAUACCUGAACUAAACAAACUGAAGGACUCGGUGUGGAUUGUUUUAAAGCCAUCAAAUUCCAUUACCUUACUGUUCGGCUGUAUCUACCAGCAACCUAACUUGGCAAUAGGUGAAAUAGCAGUAUUAUAAGAGGUAUUCACACUAGCAUCAUCCCUUCCAUUCACAGGCAAGCUCAUUUGUGGUGACUUCAACAUGCCUGAAAUUUCUUGGUUUCCAGUCAAAGCUCCGAAACGUUAUGAAUCAUUUAUUGAAUGUCUAGAACUAGGACAGUGGACUCAAUAUGUUAGUAGCCCUACCAGACAUCAAAAUAUCUUGGACUUAGUCUUUACCAGUGGCCUCACCCCCAAUACUGUGUAUAUUGGAAAAAAGUUCCCAGGUAGUGAUCAUAACACUGUCGUAUGUAGCCUUAAUAUAAAAAACACAAACGGUAGACGUAAAAAUGUAACCCUUCGUAGAAACUAUCGUAAGGUAGAUUGGAAUAAUUUUCACAAUUACCUAAGAACCACUGACUGGGGAACAUUCUUUACUGCAAACAAUACCGACACACUAACCAAUAUAUUUUAUCACAACAUCGAAAGUAUCAUGAACAAAAUCGCACCUUUAGAGUACUGGAGACCUAAGUUUUCUAAAGAUCUGUUUAUACCGGCCGGUACACGAAGACGUCUGCAGAGACAUUGUACUCGCUUCCACAACUCUAAUAACUCCUCCUCUUUAGUAACGAUGACAGAAAUACUUGUCCAGACAGACGCAAUAAGUACACAAAAAGCAAUCGAACAGGAAAAACGUGCUGUCGAACUUAGUAAUAACUCCUCAGCACUCACCACACUCUUUCAAAAUAAAAUUAAACGUUCUAAGUCGAGAGGAAACAUAUUUAUUAAAGACAAACAAGUAUACGAAGAUCCUAAACUUGUUACGGAACUAUUCAAUGAACACUUUUGUUCCUCAUUAACUGAUGAAAAACCACUUAAUGAUUCAGAACUUAUCACAGCAUCUGCCUGUGAGAUUACUAACGUAGACUUCAAUGUACAGAAUAUCUCUAAGGCAAUUAGUACACUGAAACACUCCUACACUGAUGGACCAGAUGGUAUUCCGGCUAGCAUGCUAAAACGUGGAGGCGAUGAUAUGUGUGUUUUAUUACUCAAACUAUUUGCGAUAUCACUCUCUACAGCGCAUUACCCUACUGCCUGGAAAACUACACACAUCAUUCCCAAAAUUAAAACAGGACCUGAAGCAAAUGUUGAAAAUUACCGACCCAUAAACAUAACUUCAGUGGUGUCUAGAGUGAUGGAGAAAGUAGUUAAAGCGGCGUUAGUCCAACAUGUAAUUACUAAUAAUCUCAUCUCGGUCUCCCAACAUGGAUUUCUUAGGUCCAGAUCAUGUGAUACAUGCCUAGUGGACUACAUGAAUGAUAUAACUCUAAAACGAGACAAUGGACUCCUUGUAUCAGUCAUAUUUUUAGACUUUAAGAAAGCUUUUGAUAAGGUUCCACACGAACGGCUACUAGCCAAACUACGGUCCUUCGGAAUCAACAACCCACUCUAUUCACGGUUUGUUUCAUUCUUAAAGGGACGUAAACAAAUGGUAAAGUACAACGACUGUCUCUCAUUACCUAGACCAAUAACUAGUGGCGUCAUCCAGGGAAGUGUAUUAGGCCCACUUUUGUUUCUCAUGUAUAUAAACGAUAUAUGUAGCAUCAUAAAAUCUGGGAAACCAUACUUAUAUGCUGAUGAUCUCAAAAUAGUAUACAGCUAUAAGCCUGAGGCUCUAAGUGAAAGUGUACCCCUGAUUCAAGAUGAUCUCAAUAACCUAACUAUCUGGAGCGAAAAGUGGCAAUUACCAUUUAACCUCCACAAAUGCGGGAUCAUGCACUUUGGAAAGCACCCCUAUGAACCCCAACUUUACUUAAAUAAAAGUAAAGUCCAGACACUUAAUUCAGUACACGAUCUAGGAAUAAAUUACACAGGAAGCCUAAACUUUAGAGCACACGCCUCCUUUAUUAUUUCUAAAGCCAGACGUCUAAUUGGCUUCAUAACCAAAAAUUUCUUCACGACAGAUGCCAAGCUUACUCUCUACAAAAUAUGUGUACGACCUUCCUUAGAAUACUGCUCUUUUAUCUUCUCUAAUAUGAAUACCACUGACAAAAUAAGAGUAGAAGAUGUUCAAAGACGCUUUACACGCCAACUGCUAGGAAGUGACACCACUCUUGAUUACACAAGUAGAUGUAAGCACUUCUCUUUAGAACCUUUAUGGCACCGUAGGUUAAGGAACAAUCUGAUAUCUCUCUACAAAGCAAUAAAUGGACUGUCAUUCCUAACCUCCUGUCCAACUAUGAUCAAUGACCCAGCCUAUAGACUAAGAAACAAUGCAUAUACACUAUUUACCGAAAAACACCAAAAACAAAUGCGUUGUUUUUUUACAGUUCGGUAUAGUUUAUUGUGGAACAGGUUGCCAAUACCUAUCCGUAACUGUGACACCUUUACCAAAUUUAAAAGGCUAAUAACCCUGCUACUAAACUCUAAAGAACUUCACCAACUAUUCCUUGAACUCCCGCCUACCAAUGAGGCACUUUAUUAUGGACCGCCCAAUAUCUAGACGGAACAAAAAUAUAACGAACUUUAUUGUCGUUAGUAUGAAUAUAGCAAAACUAAAGAAAACAUGCUUUAUCCUUCCCCAUUAUUUAUUGAUUUUUAACCAUUGCCUUCCGCUUCUAACCCUCAUUUUCAGUUUCCGAAUCUCUCUAAUGGAUAAAUCCAAAUUAUUCUUCCUAAGUGUCAUGUCCUUUUGUUUUUCUUAUUACAAGUAGACAGAUAACUCACUAAUCUUAUGGAUGCUGACCAACUAAGGCCGAUCAAAAGAAGCUCAUACGUCCUAAAUUCUUGUGAGUUGUUCAAUGUUUUAUUUUUUCUUACCCUGAAAAUUUUACAAUAUUUACUAUCAUAUCCUCUGGUUUGCUAUUAGCCCUUACCAUCUCUUAACCACAUAUAAUCUGACUUGUCUCUUCUAACCUUUACCAUUAGUUAUCUUCAUAGUAGUACGAUAUAUUAAAUGGAUAUCUAACCCAUAAUACAAAUGCUAUAACCAUCUGAUUUGCUUGUAACAUGGAACUUAUAGAGACAGUGUAUUCCAAAUAU